Molecule: messenger RNA, 2121 nt
Organism: Seminavis robusta
Lineage: Eukaryota; Bacillariophyta; Bacillariophyceae; Naviculales; Naviculaceae
Source: the annotation of a GenBank genome assembly
GUCGUGGACACCACAAUUACAUUGCAUUACGGAAUCGGCUGCUUGUCGAGUACAUUGUUUGCCGCAUAAACUUUGUGAAAUUGGAAAGAGAAAACACUGAAAGAGGAGAGAAAGAUGCAGGAAACUUCUUCUGAUCCAAAAAACACAGGGCAGCUGAGUGCCUCCAUGGCUCCUCCCGUUGCUGUUGCCAACACAUGCCAUGGCGAAGAGGUGGCGGCCGGCGACGUGGAAAGCAACCCAAAAGAACCAGAAGAUUGCUGCUCUCUGGACCAGAACAAGUUUGCGGAGGCGCCGAAGUUGUGUCAUGCCGAAUCAGAUUUGGCCCACUUGGGGUAUGACCGAACCUGUGGAGACUCCAAUUUCAACAUUCACACAGAUCUGGAAGCCUUUGCAGCAGAGUUGGCCCAUCUACCAACUCCCACUACUACUACUACUACGCAAGCGGUAGCUUCCGUUCCUGGAGCACACGCAGUCUGCCAAGUUGUAAGAUUGACUUGUGCCUCCGAGCAUCCAACUCCAGCUGCUGUCCAUGACAUGCAAGCCACAACGACAGGCCUCGUCACUGCGGAACUGGUGCCAGAAGCAGAGCCCGUCGAAGCCCUUCAUGUUGCCCACAUCCCCACCACCACAAGUGAUGGCACUCAAGAUCAAAUCAGGCAAUUGCAGCAGCGUCUGAGCAGCACUGUCAUUGACUCGGAGACACGACAGCAGAUCGAGCAGUUACAGCGACAGCUAGAUGUUUCCAUUAACAACAACCACAGCAGCCAUGAUGGUGGAAAACCUCCUAAAGCUGUCAUUGCAACCAAAUGGUGGCGUCUGGGGCUUUUCCUGGUCCUGAUCAGCCUCUUGGUCGCAGUUGUGGUGGUACUAGGAACCGUUCUGGGACGAGGUGCUGCCAAUGAUGACGAUCCCGAAAUGACUCCUUCCGCACCUGCGACAACACCCAUCAACGCCACCGACACAAGCAGCAGCAUGAUCGAUCCUCCUUCUUCGCCAACAACAACACAGCAUGACUACGACUGCUAUACAAGCACCAUGGACGUGCUUCAAGCUCAACUAUUUCAGCCAGAGCAACAACUGUUCAUCAUGUGCCCCCAGUCUCGCAUCAAGAUUGGUGAACUAGAUACACCCGAGCAAGCAUCGGUUCGAUUCAUUAAUGGUGACUAUCCUUUGGUCAUUGUACGAGCAAACGUAGAAGUGCGAUGUGGCUUGAGUGGGGCAGUCGACAAUGACUGCAUUCUGGAGGGUGGCCAAACACAAGUAGCAAUGCUGCACGAUCUGUAUCAGAAUGAACUCGGGAUUUCCUCGUCACCGGCAACCCACAACGUAACACUGCGAGGAAUCACCUUUACGGGAGCGCUAGUGAGUGACUUGCUGUGGGGGUCUGCUUCGGUCACCAUUGGCAAUCCUGGGAGAAAUAUCCGUUUGAUCAACUGCAAAUGGGAAAACAUGUUUGCACCCACUGGUCUCAUCUAUGUCGGCCUUGAUACCUUUCAGCAAGCAUAUGGUACUGCAUCCUUGCCGAGUCGGUCCUCGGAGGUGGCCAUUAUCAACAGUACCUUUACCAACAUCACUUAUGACGCAGCACUGAUUCGGGUCUUUGAUCAAGAUGUUUCUGUGCAGGGGUGCCAAUUCGACAACAUCAAGGUGCCUAAUUAUGCUAGACCUUGCUAUCAUGAGUUUGGACAGGACUGGUGUCAUGGACUCAUGUACUGCUACGGAGGCAGCUUUUGUGGAUUGUCGGAUAUCUGCGUGGAUCAAUUCAAUUUCUUUGGGCACGCUUCCCUGUUGGCAGCAUCCAGCAAAACAGAAUGGAGCAUUUCUGGAGCCAGAUAUACACACGGGGUAGAACUCCACUCGCAACCAAUGGCCGCUGUGGAGGGUCCUAUUUGUGAGUCUGGAGUCGGCCAGUAUGACGAGUCCUUUGAAACGGUGGAGUGCCUACCGGUAGAACAAGGAGGCAGACUGUGGACCCACAUGUCUCAAUGUCCGCUUCAUUAGAAAGCUAAUCUCAAAUAACGCGAGGUAGCGAGCUAGGUAGCCAUGUAUCGGUACAUAUUGGAUCUGUUUGUCGUGCCCUUGCAACUGCUGGUACGUACUGAAUGCUGGCUUCGUAACGUG